UUUUUCUCUCUUUACUAAUGCCCAUCAUUUACAACUUUUCUGUUGAUUUUAUUUAUUCUUUACAUUACUAUAAUGAAUCAGUCACUACAAUCUUCUCAUCUAUAUGACCCUAAAAGGAGUCAGGUUUCUAAUAAGCAAAUUGAAACUAACACAAUAGGUAUAAAAUUAAUGCCAGGAAAAACAAAUGGACUAACCGGCAUGCUUCCAUUCCAUCAUUUGAUACACAUAUUACAAGCAUCCUUCAGUUUGGCCAAAUACACAUAUUACUGGUGGGUUCCAGAACAGAAGCCUAACAGUUCCAUCACGCUCCAGCAAACAUAGCCUAACAUAACCCUACCGCUUCCCGCCAAAUCCCUGAUUACCCUGAAACCUAUAAAAUUCCCUUUUCCCUCUGAAACCCUAAUUUUCUAAAUACCCUUACCGUCGGACCAGCAAUUCUUCAACUUUUUCCACAAAUAUCAACCACCUUGGAUCCAGAAGCAGUGAAUCAGACCUACUUCUUGCUUUUUUCUCAGUACACACUUCUAAUGACUCGCAGAAUCCGCUCUCUAAACAUAUUCUCUAUGUGCAUACUCGGGCACUUCUCCUUUAAUGCUAUUAUUUCACUCAAUCCAAAAGUUGCAAUUUCUCUGGAGACGCCAAUCAGAUAAUUCAGCUAAUUCACCUACUUUUUCUUUUCAUCUAAGUUUGUUGAAUUGGCCCAAUCAACCAGUCUAUUCAGUUGCAUAGUGUAUGAAAAUGAAGCUCAUUGAUGACUGAACCACUUAAACUUCUACUUAAGGAUGACGUAUUGGAUCUCUCUCUCCCUCACCCAUAAACAUAGAAUACAAGCGUACACAUUAAAAAAUAUCUUAAUAGUUAUUCUGGCUUAUGCUUUUUUCUUUUCAUUUUCAAAGAUUCGAGCAACUAGGUUGAAUCUUGAAUUCUCCUGAGGGAUCUUUGAAGCGCCAACCGUUCCCUGGGCCUGGCCUUGCAGUACGACUAUUGGGUGAUGUAACUGAAGACAAUGCUUUAAAUAUCCUCUGCCAAGUAGAUGAAAUUUUCAUCCACUCCAUCAAGCACGUCGGGCUUUAUGGUACAGUCUGGCAAGCUUUUGCAAUGUUUUUGCCUGCAAGAUCGUUCAAGGUGAUCAAAGAACAAACUCUCAUAUUGUUACUUUAAGAGCUGUUACAAGUCAAGAUGGAGGGACUGCAGAUUGGUACUACUUUGAAGAUUAAGCAUAAGUUCUUUGAUGAUGCGGCCCAAACAAUCUGCUAUAGUGUGUGGGGUGUAAACCUAUCAAAGCCUCCAUCGAUCGUUGAAUGGGAAUGUUGGCAUGAUUGAAUGCUCAAGGCUCAAUAGAGACCAAAUGGAACUCCGAUGAUUGUGUAGGUCAAAGUUAUGUAUACAUCUAGUCGUUAUUUGCUCUCUAUCCUAUAUCUAGUGAGCUCAGCAGAAAGGAGGAGUUGAGCUGGUCUAUGAUGUGAUUUUUUGACGCUUGAUAUCUGUGCUUGAAUCGAUCAUGCAUAGUUCUAGAAGAGUAAUAUUUUUGCACUAUUAUGUGAACAGCUUAUAAGAACUUAAAGAUGCUAAAACUUUUGUACAAUAUUUGCUUGUGUCUGUGUCCCAGAUAUUUCUCGCAUGUACCUCGAACAUCAGCAUUGCAUUGUGUCUAAUGUGCCACAUUCGUUUGUUGUUUCUGGAAUCUGCUCAAAUGUUUCUUAACAAUUACCAGUAUAUUAAUGGUAUUAUGCGUUGUUUCAAUUAUUAAAUAUUUGUUAUAUUUAUUAAUUAUAAUUUGCUGCUGCUGUAGUAACAGUAGCAUUCCAGCAAAGAUGAUUAUGUGGUACUAAUGGUCUGUGGUCUCCACCAUCUUUGUUGAUGUGGUAUAAUUUGUCUGAAAAAGUUUUGAUUUGGAUAGCCACAACACUAUCUUUACCAGCAUCUUUAUUCCUGACCAAUGGAAGUCAUUAAUCUGGUAUUUGGAUCUUCAUCCUUCCUAAAAUGCACAUUAUUCUAAUACUUAGUGGUGGCAAAAUAAUUAGAGGCCAUUAACUACCUUUAUCAUUUUUUAAUAGGGUGGAAAUAAACAAAAUGUUGCUUUGAAAAUUGAAAUUAAGAGAUUUUGUACAGAUCUUCCGCUCUAGCCCCUAUCUAUAUGUAGCCUGCCCCCUAGCCUAGCGCUUCAAUCAACAGAACAAAACGGUUUUUAUUUUUCCCUCUAUAAUAAUGUCUCGACUGCAGAUAAGUUAUGAGAUUCCAGUGUUAGAUUUAUUUGGACCUGUUAAUAUCCCUUCCCUUUAUCAAGCCUGUCAAGAGUGGGGCUUCUUUUAUGUAACCAACCACGGUAUCUCAAAGAACUUGUUUGAUGAAGUUCAUUCUCUCUCGAAGCAAAUCUUUAAUCUGCCUGUCGAUUCCAAACUCAAGCUUGGUCCAUCAUCAUGCUCGAAAACCUACACUCCUCAUUUUGUAGCCUCUCCUUAUUUUGAGAGCCUGCGCGUGUCUGGACCAGAUUUCUUUGCUUCUGCUAAGAGUUCUGCUGAUGAACUCUUUAGUCAACAAAAUUCUGAAUUUAGUGAGACAUUAAAGGAGUACGGAAACAAGAUGAUGGAGUUAUCAAAGAGGAUUACAAAGGUUGUAUUACUGAGUUUGGGAGAUGGUUAUGACAGGAAGUUCUAUGAACCAGAAUUUGGCAAGUGUCAUGGUUAUUUAAGGAUCGUAAAUUAUUCGCCACCAGAGAAUGUGGAAGAAAAGGAGGUUGAAGGACUUGGAAUGCACACUGAUAUGAGUUGCAUAACGAUACUUUAUCAGGAUGAGACUGGGGGGCUACAAAUGAGAUCGAAGCAAGGCGAAUGGAUUGAUAUAUGCCCAUGUGAGAAUGCUCUUGUAAUUAAUAUUGGAGAUUUGAUGCAGGCUUGGAGCAAUGGGCGGUUAAGGUCAUCUGAGCACAGGGUUAUUUUAAAGCGAUUUGUAAAUCGCCUAUCUCUUGCUUUCUUUUGCUGCUUUGAGGAUGAGAAGGUGAUCUCAGCACCGGAUGACAUUGUAGGAGAUGGAAACUUGAGGAUGUACAAGCCAUUUGUAUGCUUGGAUUAUUUGAAGUUUAGAGAGAACAAUGAGGAAGGUAAGUUCGAUAAAAUUGGUUACACUGUGAAUGAUUUUGCAGGUCUGAAACUUCAAAUGCAGAGCUAUUAGAUGAGAAUUCCAAACACUGUAAGCUGCUCUAGGUGAUACAUUUCAUUUCUCUACACUGUUAACUAUGAUCCUUUCAGGGUAUUCUGCCCUAUGUGGUUGAAAGUUGAACAGGUAAAAUGGUUAGAUUUGGCAACAGGGCUGCUUUCCUUCAAAGAAAAAGAUGUCAAUAUUCUCCUUCUCUCUUUUAGAUUUGUAUCAUGUGGAUAUUUGCCCUAUAACAGAUGCUGGUUUAGUAAUUUUGUAAAGCAUCUGAGCUCCUUGCAUCUUAAGUGCAGACUGUAUUCGAGGGAAUAAAGACAGCAAUGCUUAGAUGUGAUAGGCCGGGCAUGAAUCAUCUUGUUGCCAAUCAAAUUUGAGAUGGGAAUUUGGUCGGUUAAGAGAUGUGAUUGUUUGGGCAUGAAUUUUCUUGAUCAUGAAAAUAAAUAAUAAUAGCAAAUAGUAUGUUGGAUUCUUCAA
Messenger RNA from Ricinus communis (castor bean), 3627 nucleotides. Its product is annotated as gibberellin 20-oxidase-like protein. The coding region runs from base 2209 to 3171 and encodes 320 amino acids. The record is from RefSeq and is a predicted model, not a curated record. The transcript has 4 exons. Gene Ontology annotation, molecular function: dioxygenase activity. Lineage: Eukaryota; Viridiplantae; Streptophyta; Magnoliopsida; Malpighiales; Euphorbiaceae.